AUGACCUAAUGGUUUCCAGCUGUUGUGAUUGUUUCAUAGCGAGCGAUGACUUAUAUCAAUAAAACAACUAAACACUUCAACUAAAAGGCGAAGUAUAGCCCUUCUUGUUACCACUUUAGUUUAAUUGUUUUAAAAUAUGGCGGGUGCGAAUGAAUUGUCUUUACGGAAACUGCUGUCAAAGCUUUAUAAAUACAGAGAUCUCACCGUACGCGACGUAACAAACGUGACGUCUCAGUACAAAGAUCUUAAACCUUUGAUGGACAACUACGUGUUCAAUGAUGGUUCCAACAAAGAGCUGCUGAGUCUUACAGGAACAGUGCCAGUAAGCUACCGAGGAAAUGUGUAUAAUAUUCCCGUCUGCCUCUGGCUCCUCGACACCUAUCCCUACAAUCCUCCCAUCUGUUUUGUCAAACCUACAAGUGCCAUGAUGAUAAAAACAGGGAAACAUGUGGAUGCUAAUGGAAAGAUUUACCUCCCGUACCUGCAUGAAUGGAAAGCUCCACAAUCAGAUUUGUUAGGACUGAUCCAGGUGAUUGUUGUGGUGUUUGGAGAGGAGCCACCAGUCUUCUCACGGCCGAGCACUCAGUCACCCUUCCCAGCAUUCCCAGCAGCAGGGCCACCUAACAAUUUUUAUAUGCCAAAUACACCAGGCCUGCCAUUUGGUCAAAGUCUGACUUCCAAUCCGGGUGGAUUUCAGGGCUAUCCUUAUCCUGCUGCAGUGUCUGCUUAUCCCACAACACCAGUUCCUUCUCCCUAUACUCCAGUGUCUACUGUCACUACAGUGGGUCCCGGCCGUGAUGCUACCAUUGGAGAAGACACGAUUCGUGUGUCUUUAGUGUCUGCUGUCAGCGACAAGUUGCGCUGGAGGAUGAAAGAAGAGAUGGAUCGAGCUCAGGCAGAGCUUGAUGCUCUGAAAAGAACAGAGGAGGACCUGAAGAAGGGACAUCAGAAGCUGGAGGAGAUGGUGACCAAACUAGAUCUUGAGAUGGCUGAUGUGGACAAAAACAUUGACCUCCUUAAGUGUAAAGAUGAAGAAAUGACCGCAGCUCUGGAAAAGAUGGAGAACCAGUCAGAGGACAAUGACAUUGAUGAUGUCAUUUCACCCACUGCUCCCCUUUAUAAGCAGAUUCUGAACCUCUAUGCAGAGGAAAAUGCAAUAGAAGACACUAUAUUCUAUCUGGGAGAAGCAUUACGCAGAAAUGUUAUUGACUUGGACAUUUUUCUAAAGCAUGUGAGGCUUCUCUCCAGAAAACAGUUCCAGUUACGAGCCUUAAUGCAGAAGGCCCGGAAAAUAGCAGGUUUCAGUGACCUGUACUGACCUUGCUGCUCAACAUUGUAUAACAGUUACCCUGUAUUUUCUGUAGUGGGAGCACUGAGCUUUUUUCCAAACCGUAUUUAACCAAGGUGUUUAUAAGUAUAUAACAGUUUAACUACAACCUUACUAGGACCAAAACCUAAAAUCUCUGUGAAACAGAGUGGGAAGUUUACAUCCAUAAUAUUCUUAGUAGUAACUGACAACGAGUGCAUUGAAUCACUUUAUGUGCUUAGAAAUAAACGUAUAUACAAUGAAGUGACCUUUAUCAAUUUUACCCUGGUAGAGGGGGUGAAAUGAAGGACGGAAAUCAACCAGUUUUUUGCUCAGCUAAGCGCUUUAGCAUAGCCUUAUGAAAACAGCAAUCGUUGCACUUUUUGUAACUUGUGCCUCAUUUAUCCAAGUGUCUUUUCUGAUAUAGGGUAAAGGGACGUAUUCUGGGAAUUACAUGCAACCUGAAUGUUUGUCUUGUUUCUCUAUUUGAUUUUCAUGUACGUGUACUACAUUCUCUUACAAUCAGCACUUUUUGAUGUUUUAAUAAGUCUUGUAACCUCUCAGAAUGUUAUAAUACAUUCCAAUGAUCUUUCUCCACAGUUGUCAGACAUACAGUAAUUACUCCUGUUUACAGUCAUUUUGUCAAUUAACCUGAAUGUAAAUGAGAGUACCAUUAAACUAAGGGAUAAAUGGGUCAUGCACAACGCACAUAAUAUUGCUGAAUUUUUUUAUUGAACUGUUGUAUAUCUUUUUGAUCAAUUUAAACCAGAAAGUAUGAAGGGAACUCUAUUGCAUGUCUUUGCAAUAAUGUGUUUGUGUUGAAUAAGUUGGAAUUGUAACUACAUUCCAAUCAUGAAGUGUUUAUUUACGGCCACGGUGAAAAAUAAUUUAUAAAAAUUCUUAUUCCGCUAAUCUGUUGAAGGUAUAAGGGUAUUUUUAUAAAGUGUAUAUCUGAAAUAAAAUCAGUACAUCAGAA
Messenger RNA from Triplophysa dalaica, 2282 nucleotides. It is a transcript of the gene tsg101b, whose product is annotated as tumor susceptibility 101b. Lineage: Eukaryota; Metazoa; Chordata; Actinopteri; Cypriniformes; Nemacheilidae. The transcript has 10 exons. Gene Ontology annotation, molecular function: ubiquitin binding. Gene Ontology annotation, biological process: protein modification process; endosome to lysosome transport; protein transport. Bases 137 to 1318 code for a protein of 393 amino acids. Gene Ontology annotation, cellular component: ESCRT I complex. The record is from RefSeq and is a predicted model, not a curated record.